Prunus mume (Japanese apricot) is the source of this 2046-nucleotide messenger RNA. RefSeq lists its product as uncharacterized. Gene Ontology annotation, molecular function: metal ion transmembrane transporter activity. The record is from RefSeq and is a predicted model, not a curated record. Gene Ontology annotation, biological process: transmembrane transport; metal ion transport. Lineage: Eukaryota; Viridiplantae; Streptophyta; Magnoliopsida; Rosales; Rosaceae. Gene Ontology annotation, cellular component: membrane.
UUUCUCAUAGAUUCGGAGCUUUUCCAAGUUCCUGUGCGUUAAAGUUUUCAACUUUAGACCUUCUUCUCAGGGAAAAACCAAACAAAGGCAUUGUCUUUAUGGGAAUUAAUUCGAAGGGCACUCUACCUUUUUUCUUUGUAUUUAGCUGUGAUCAGCAACAGCUUAACCUGUCUUUUGUAAGAGACGAACCAAAGCUGCGACGCAAUUCAGCCUCUUGGUUACUUUUGCUCCUUGCGGUCCUGAGACUAUUAUUAACUGAUUGUUAACUUCUAUAUGUGCAUUGAUGGAACACAACAAAAGCAGGGCUGGUGAGAACAGUUCUUCCAAUGGUUAUAAGAUGAAGAAACUAGAUAGCCAUAAAAACUGUCCUAGUAGAGAUGCCAUUGCUGGAAGUGAUCUUUGGACAGAUGGACUUAUUUGCGCUUUCGAAUUUAUUCGAGGCCGGAAGAAAUCAAUUAGUUCGAAACCUGGCUCAAGAAUCCUAACCAAACAACAAACAGAUGGUGAGCAUGAGAGGCUGCGUGUUCCUUCUGUUGGAUUUUCUGAGUCUUCUUCUCCAGUGGAAGAUAGGAGCAAGUCCCCAAGUGAUGACUACAGAGGUAGCCAGAUUCAACAUGAUAUUGAAAGAUUUGAGGGUGGUCAUUGGGUACCAAUUGGGUGGUCUAGACUUUCAGAAAUUGUCCAAACUGUGCAAGCUGAUUCUGGUUGGGCGUGUCAGGAGUUUGGGGUGGAUGAUGAAGAUGACUUCACUGUUGCAGAUUUAGCAGCUCCCUAUUGGGAGCGUCCAGCAGGGCCCAUUUGGUGGUGCCAUGUCUCUGCAGGUCACCCAUCAGUUGAUUCAUGGCUCAGAAAUGCCCAGUGGCUGCACCCUGCCGUUAGUUUAGCCUUGAGAGAUGAAAGUCGACUGAUUAGUGACAGGAUGAAGCACCUGCUAUAUGAGGUCCCAGUUAGGGUUGCUGGGGGAUUGUUGUUUGAGCUCUUGGGACAGUCAGCUGGUAAUCCAUUUGUUGACGAGGAUGAUAUUCCCAUCGUACUUCGCUCCUGGCAAGCACAAAAGUUCCUUGUAACUGUUUUGCAUAUAAAGGGGCCGGUAUCAAGCGUUAAUGUGUUGGGUAUCACAGAAGUUCAGGAACUUCUUUCCACUGGCGGCUAUAACAUACCUAGAACAGUGCAUGAAGUCAUAGCACAUCUAACUUGCCGCCUUUCUCGAUGGGAUGAUAGGUUAUUCCGUAAGUCCAUAUUUGGGGUGGCAGAUGAGGUUGAAUUAAAAUUUAUGAACAGGAGAAACCAUGAGGAUAUGAAUCUAUUAUUUAUAAUCCUCAACCAAGAAAUCAGAAAGUUAUCAAGACAGGUUAUCAGAGUGAAGUGGUCACUUCAUGCAAGGGAGGAGAUUGUAUUCGAGCUUUUCCUACAUUUGAGAGGAAAUGUAGCAAGAAACUUAUUAGAGCAAAUAAGAAAGAGCACAAGAGAAAUGAUUGAGGAGCAGGAAGCUGUUCGGGGCCGCUUAUUUACCAUUCAGGAUGUGAUGCAGGGCACUGUUCGUGCAUGGCUGCAGGAUAGAAGCCUUCGAGUGACGCAUAACUUGGCUGUUUUUGGUGGCGGUGGCCUCGUCCUUUCCAUCGUCACCGGACUAUUUGGAAUCAAUGUCGAUGGAAUGCCCGGAGCACAGAACGCACCGUAUGCCUUCGGUGUUUUUGCAGCCAUUCUCGUCUUUCUUGGAGUGGUGCUAAUUGCAGUUGGGUUGCUCUACCUUGGGUUGAAACAACCAAUCACGGAAGAGCAAGUAAAAGUUAGAAAGUUGGAGCUUCAAGAGUUAGUUCAGAUGUUUCAGCAUGAGGCAGAGACUCAUGCCCAGGUUAGUAAAAAAGUGUCCCGGAAUAAUUUAACCCCAACCGCUGGCGAUGCAUUCCCACAUGAUGCAGAUUAUAUUGUCCUUCAAUGAACAUGUUACAACUGUUGAAGUACAUUUUGUAUAAUGGAAAUUUUGUAUUCGUGAAUAGUGGUGAAUAUCAUCCAGAGCUGGCAAACAAAUUCUCUCUUAGUUUU